AUGUGUGGCGGGAGACGUGCGCGGCGGCGGGGUCCGGACGUCAAGACGUCGGCGGCGCCGCCAGAACUGUUCCAGGGGUCGGAGGACAUCGCGGCGGGCGCGGCGCACCACGGGCAGUGGGGCAUAGUGGAGAUGCAGGCGGCGCUGCACGCGCUGGCCCAAGCGGCGCAAGGGAUUGGCCACGGCGCGGGGGGGGCGGAGGUGCCGGACGUGCUGGCGGCGCCCGUCAAGGAGCUGUGGCUGUGGCUGGGGAGCGCGUCCCCGCACGGCGCGGCUCAGAUCCCGCCCCUCAACACCGGGCUCCCUGAUCUGGGCGCUGGGGUCGACCUGGAUUGGGACUUCAUGCUCAACCAGGAGGUGGACUACAGACCCCUGGCGGGGGUCGUCAGGGGGGCCCCCGGGGACGACGUCCUGCCCGCCGUGGCGGACGAGGUGGCGUCUCGCCUGGCCCUCUCCCGAGACAUGGACCCCGCGUCGUUCAGGACGCUGUUCGCGGGGUCGACGUCGCUGCUGAACGCCAUGGCGGCGGCGCUGUCCCGCCUGCAGCCCGCCGACCUGUCUCAGGUGGCCUCCGCCUUUCGCGGCCUCAUCUCCAACGACGGCUGGGGCGGCCCGCCGCAGGCGCUGGGCCCCAGCCACAGGCAGCUCGUCCUCAUAUUGGGCGCUGCCACGGCCGUAAUCGCGGCUUGUCUUCCGGUUGGACAGAGCGGUGCGCGCAGCGGGAGCGAGGUGGGGGAGGACGUCGAGCGGCUGGUGGCAAAGUACGACUCCAGUCGACUCUUCGACUUCUGGACCGCCAGGGGCGCCAGGGUGCUGCGCAGGCAGGCCGCCGUGGGCUCCAAGGCCAUGGGCUUCCUGGCGGCCCUGCUGCUGGAGUGGCGCGCGGGCACCCUGGACGCCAACCUGGGCCCCUUGGCGCGGCGGUGCAGGGCGAUGAUCGAGGACCUGGGGCCGGCAUUCGUGAAGGUCAUGCAGGCGCUGUCCACGCGAGGUGAUGUCUUCCCCCCGGAGUUCCUCCAGGAGUUCGUCAAGCUCCAGGAUCAGGUGCCCGCCUUCGACGAUUCCGAGGCCCUGAGCGCGCUGGACCGCGAGCUGGGCCGGCCGCACGGCACGGUCUUCGAGUGGCUCUCCGACGGCCCCAUGGCGUCCGCCUCCCUGGGGCAGGUCUACCACGGCCUGCUGCGGAAGGAGCACGGCGGAGGCGAGGUGGCCGUCAAGGUGCAGCGGCCCGACAUCAUUGAGGGCAUAUCCCUGGACGUCUUCCUGCUCCGCCGCCUGGCCACCGCGUUGGGCAUGUUCCCCAUGCUGCACGAUAACUGGUCCGCCACGUUCGACGAGUGGGCCAGCCGGUUCUUCGAUGAGCUGGACUACACGAAGGAGGCGCGCAGCGCGACGGAAUUCAGGCGCCAGAUGGAGAAGCUGCCGGGCGUCACGGUGCCGCGUGUGUACGCCGAGCUGACGACCCGGCGGGUGAUGACGUCGGAGUGGGUGGCCGGAGAGAAGCUGUCGUCGGCCAGUGUCGUGGACUCCCGGGCCACCUGCCGGACCAUCCUCAACUGCUACCUCAUCCAGCUGCUGGAGACCGGCUUCCUGCACGCCGACCCGCACCCCGGCAACAUCCUGUGCACACCGGACGGCAGGAUCUGCAUCCUGGACUUCGGCCUCAUGACGCAGGUGUCCAAGGAGCUGGGCUUCAUACCGGCGGGGGUCCAGAUUGAGGACCACGCGGACCUCCAGGAGAUCCUGCAGCGCAUUUUUGGCGACAUGGUGAACGGCGGCGGCCUAAGGGUGGGGAAGAUAAGGUCGGAGCUUUCCAGGGCUGCCAGCGACCACAACCUGGUCAUCCCGCCCUAUUUUGCGCUCAUCCUGCGCGUGUUCUGCAUCAUUGAGGGCGUGUCGUUGAGCAUGGAUGACAGGUUUGCCAUCGUCGGGGAGUGCCUGCCCUAUUUGGCAAGGAGGCUGCUUGUGGACAACGACCCAAAGGUGCAGGAGACGUUGAAGAUGUUGCUGUACGGAAGGGAAGGGAAGCUGGACGUUGAGAGACUUCGCAAGCUUGUGUCCGCGUUGGCGACAUUCACUACAGACGCCUCGCGGCCGGAGGAUCCGGACCUCCUGCAUCCGCAGCACAUGUUCCUGUCCCUGGAGGAGCGCGUCAAGGGCCAGGAACUGCGGUUCGAUUCUUUCGAUGACGCCCUCCGGCCCCAGCCGGGUCCUGUGCUCAACGAGGCGGUCAAGGAAGCCCUCCGAGCGGUGUUCUCCCAGGAGGGCUCCUACGCCCAGCAGCUGCUCGUCGACGAAAUGGUCACCUCUGUGGAAACCAUGUCCCUGGCGGCCCUCCUGGAGCUCUUCCAGAUGGUCCUGGGAAGCGUGUCCACCUUCGUGACAAUGUCGCCGCGCACCGGCAGGGCCGCCGUCCUGGCGCCCGCCCUGGCGCCCAUCAUGGCGACCAUGCACAGCGUCCCCUCCAUGAUCAGCGGCCCGGUGGGCGAGCUCACCGACGAGGACAGGCACAUCCUGAACAACGCCAGGGCCAUACUGGGGAUGGUGGCGCCCAGGGUGGGGCUGGGCGCCAAGCCCCUGAGCGUGCUGACGGCCGCCAGGGACGUGCUGCCCCUGGCCUCGGAGCUGCUGCCGGGCCUGGUGUCGACGAUGGCGAUGUGCGUGCAGGAGUUCGCGCGGAGGAGGGCGCUCAAGCUGGCGGAGGACCUGGACCCCAAGGCCCGGGUGUCACAGGGGGGAGACGCCUUCUCCUCCGUGUAG
This is a messenger RNA of Ostreobium quekettii, 2760 nucleotides long. Lineage: Eukaryota; Viridiplantae; Chlorophyta; Ulvophyceae; Bryopsidales; Ostreobiaceae. The record is from the annotation of a GenBank genome assembly.